This is a messenger RNA of Naegleria gruberi, 909 nucleotides long. RefSeq lists its product as uncharacterized. The annotation marks the transcript as partial. The record is from RefSeq and is a predicted model, not a curated record. The transcript has a single exon. Lineage: Eukaryota; Heterolobosea; Eutetramitea; Acrasida; Naegleriidae. Gene Ontology annotation, molecular function: ATP hydrolysis activity.
CCAGCCCAACAAGAUGUCGCCAUAUUGACGCAACACUCUGAUUUUAACGUAACAAUAAUCAAUCAAAUUUAUAGUUUCUUGGAUUUGUUUCCAAAGAAGAUUCAGGAACAAUUAUCAACCAUAUCAGGAGAAGACGUUAACAAUUUAAUAGAAGUGGCCAUGGACAAAGGUAGGCCUUAUGAAUUAUUCUUCUACCACAAAAAGGAACCAUACAGUAAUCCAACCUUCAUUGUGAAACAGGAAGAAAUUGAUGAAAUUGUUAACAAGCUAUCAUUUGGAACUGACAAUAGAGCUGGUAUGGAUGGAUCACUGCACAGAAUUAGUGCCAUGCUCAAUAGAGAGGCAAAAAUUAUUGGACUAACCUUGAGAGUGGGAAGAGCAGUGAUGGGAAGAGCUAAAGUGUUCUCAGAUUUGAUAGAAGAAGGAAAGAGUAUUUUGUUGUUAGGUAAACCAGGAGCAGGAAAGACUACUUUUAUCAGAGAUUUUGCCAAGACACUUUCAGAAUCGAGAAGAGUUGUGGUUGUAGACACUUCGUGUGAAAUUGGAGGAUUUGGUGAUAUACCCCAUGUUGCUAUAGGAAAGGCGAGAAGAAUGCAAGUUGCUGACAUUAGAAGACAACAAGAAGUCAUGAUUCAAGCAGUUCAAAAUCACACCCCAGAAGUAAUUGUCAUUGAUGAGAUUGGAACAAAAGAUGAGGUAAGCACAGCAAGAACCAUUUCCCAAAGGGGUGUCAUUUUGUGUGGAAGUGCUCACGGUGAUAUGAAAUCAAUUCUUAAAAACCCAAUUUUGUGUGAUUUAUUAGGAGGUGUUGAGAGCGUGAUUAUGGGUGAUAGGAAUGCAUCAAGAGAUGGAGAAAAGAUGAGACUUCAAUUGAAGGCAGAUCCAGUGUUUGAUGUUGUAAUCCAAUUA